CGGCUCCUCACUUGGCGCCGAGAGUUCGCGCGCGAGGGUCGUGUCGCGCGUUGCAGUGAAGCGCGCCGUCGAUGUUUCUUGGUGCAGUUCUUUAUGACUGACUCUUAUGUGUCUGUGUUAUGAAGUUUCCUAACCAGUGCGAGCCCUGAAGGGCUGUAUACAGUGCUCGUUCCAUCUCACUGGAGCCGCUGUCCCCGCAGCGGCGUCAUCAGUGAGGUAUGUUGAAGCACGUGGCCGUGUCUCCUCACCGCGCCCGCGCUGACUCCGUCAGCCUCGCCUCCUCCGCCUCCUGCUGCAGUCUCGGCAGUCUGGACAACAGGCACGACUCCGUCACAGACUUAUCACAUCGCACUACCACAAUCAAAGUGUACGCCCGAUGUCUCCGUCCGGACAUCGAGUACAAGACCUUGUCGGUGACGUGGGGCACUCGCGCCAAGGAGGUGGUGGCGACCCUGCUGGGGAAGUUCCGGAUGAGGCACCGGGACCCGAGGCUGUUCUAUCUUAGUAUGGAGGUUCGAGUGAGGGCCGCGGGCCUGAGGACUACUCUACUGCUAGAUGACGACGCGCGCCCCGCCGCACUGCAGGCCUGUCAUCCUAAGGGAUAUUCCAAGUUCUCCCUUCAGAUGCGUCCAGGAGGUCUCGUGAAGAUAUACGACUCGGCGCUGAUGUCUUCCUCUCAAUACAAGUGUAUCCUGGCCAGUGAGAGGACCACGGCCGACGAGCUCCUCGCCAUAUUACUACAUUGUUAUGAUUCAACGGAGGGUGUAGAACGAUUUUCGCUCUAUGAGGUGUCGCCAUCUCAAGAAUACGAACGGAAGUUACAUCCAGACGACUUACCGCUGAUGGUGCAGCGCGCUUGGCCCCAAGACAGCGACUGUCACUUCAGAGUGAGAAGAAACCCUCGGGCGCCACCGCUCCCGCCGCGAACCCUCCCCAUACCUUCCCUCUCUCUUCCUGCCCCUUCACCGGAACCCGUGCAAGAGGACGACGAGCCCUCCAGAGCACUAUCAGCCCUGUCUCUCGAGUCGGAAGGAGACAAGAGAUACAGUCCCGUGUACAAGUUUCCCAGCAUAAGUUACUGCAGGGAAACAAAAAAUGACUAUCUUUACAUCUGACUAGCGACGAACCUAGUCAGAAUGAGAAGAUACUUGGAGAAAGACAAGAGAACUGCGAGAAAGAGACUCAAGUGAAUUGUAAAUAGGUGACUGUGUAUAGUGUAAAGUAAUGUAUAGCCGGUCGGUCCGGGCGCAGAGGAACCAAAGAGGUGUACGGCGAGGAACACGUGGGAGGAACCGAGAGUGGGAGACGGAGACGGUCCUACGAGUCUGUUCUUAAGGCGGUUUACUGCACUGAAUGUAUGCACACUAUAAAGUCUUGGGAUUAUUGUAAUCGUCCAUUAAUUGAAACCCUGUUUGUUUUGUAUCUAGUCUAAGUUGCCUUGCAACCACGGAAUCUUAUGAGAAAUCAAAAUUGUAUCGACCAUGCUCAAAGCGCACGGUAUUGUAGACAGUAUUGCAUGACGUUAGAGGUGAUUACUGUGUGUUUUAACAUGGACAGCGUUAAAUUAUGUAAAUAGGUAAUUGUAACUAGCUAGUAGAGACCAAAGAGGCAAGCGAGUAAAUGAAAUAAGAAUUAUUUAUCUGUUACGUAUUGUGAUGUUUAUUUAUUGAAGCGCCGGCGCGGCUCCCGGCGGGCCGCCGCGGAGGGGAUCUAUCAAGGACGUCAUAGAAUAUAUUGUUUUCUUCUAA
Molecule: messenger RNA, 1748 nt
Organism: Danaus plexippus (monarch butterfly)
Lineage: Eukaryota; Metazoa; Arthropoda; Insecta; Lepidoptera; Nymphalidae
Gene: rau
Exons: 5
Coding region: 219-1115 (298 amino acids)
Biological process (GO): positive regulation of fibroblast growth factor receptor signaling pathway; signal transduction; positive regulation of epidermal growth factor receptor signaling pathway
Source: RefSeq, a predicted model, not a curated record